Messenger RNA from Batrachochytrium dendrobatidis JAM81, 765 nucleotides. RefSeq lists its product as uncharacterized. The transcript has 3 exons. The record is from RefSeq and is a predicted model, not a curated record. Lineage: Eukaryota; Fungi; Chytridiomycota; Chytridiomycetes; Rhizophydiales. The coding region runs from base 1 to 765 and encodes 254 amino acids.
AUGAAAAUGAUUGGAUCAACGGUGAAUAUUGAUGUUAAACUCGUCAAAGUCAAACUGCGGUUUACAAAACGUAUCCAAGGAUUCAGGAGUCGAGUUGAAGCAACAAAGGCGUACAAGCAACUGAUUCAACUACAAAUAGAGCAUUGGAACCAAGUAGGCAAGUUAAAGCGACAGUUUAAUAGACAUAUCAACAAACAUCCUUUCCACCCAAAAUACAAAACAAUACAAUGCAAGGCACAUGUUCACCAAUGUGGAAGAGUUGAUGCAAAAUAUACCGGAAAAAUCACCAAUCAAAACAUUGGAUAUUGGCUUGAUAUUCAAUUUGGGUAUAUGCUGCAAAAUGUAGAUACUGAAAAGACAAUUCAAUUUAAUAUUUCAGAUAAUACAUUAUUGUUUAAUGGUAACAAUCAAUCCAUGAUUAAUAUGGAUAUUGACAUUAUUUUGGAUCUGAUUGACGGAAAUGAUAUUAUUGAAUGCCUGAAACGUCAUAAUUCAAAGUAUAUUGUUGGAAGUAUCUAUGAGUAUGCUAUUCUUGCAAGUAACACUGGUUGUUAUCAGGUCAUUAAUUAUGUUACUCCCUAUCCACAAUAUCAUAUUGAUCAAUUUGAUGGUCAUGCCGAUUGGAUGAUGCUUUUACGACCCUUUGAUCAGGCAUUUCUAAAACCAACCCGUGAUAAAGGACGGAUUGGGUUGUCAUAUAUAUGGUUGCAUAUCUACCAAACAGAUACAGGCCGUACCAUUAUGCAUGAUAUUAUCCUGUUGUAG